Malaclemys terrapin pileata is the source of this 3363-nucleotide messenger RNA. RefSeq lists its product as uncharacterized. The transcript is spliced from 2 exons. The record is from RefSeq and is a predicted model, not a curated record. NCBI's taxonomy places the organism in Eukaryota, Metazoa, Chordata, Testudines, Emydidae. Bases 2184 to 3254 code for a protein of 356 amino acids.
GUCUCUAAGGUGCCACAAGUACUCCUAUCAUCAGAACAAACUCCUACGGUGUGGCUACCUUACAGAAGUUUACCAUGUUUGAACACAGUUGUGAAGAAUCAGCCUUGCUGGCCUGAUGCUGACCAUGACCUGGUGCCCAGUGUAUAGAUGAAGAAAAAUCAUAUUCGGUAUUGUGUGUGCUACCCACAGUCAAACCCUGCAGAUUAUAGCUUCAGAGAAGCACCUAAUUUCCAGUCUCUGAAAUCUUUCUUGGGUGUUACGUGUUCCAGAGAGACAAAAGAGCAGAGCUGAGAAAUACAACAGACACAGUCACAUUUUGUGCCUGUUUUGGCCACUAACGAAUGAUGUGAAGAAUGCUGAGAGAUGUAAUGUUAUUGUGAAGUUACCCCUAUAAAAACCUCUAAAUUAAAAAAAUUGUUAAACUUUUAAACUUUUUUUUUUUUUGAGCAAGGAACUUUGAGAGUAAUUCCCAGAGUACUUUAUUCAGGUGCCAGGGGCAGAAGCUGAUUGGUCAUUCCCAAAAGACUUUAGAAAAGCCACAACCACUCUUUUGGCCACUCGGAUUCCCCCCUUAUGGAAUGCAACAAGCACCCUUCCUUAACUUGCCAUCACUACUCCUUGAGUUGCAAAACUAUACUGUUCCACUCCUACAGAAUCCCAUGUGGGAUGGGUGAUGGAACGCAGAGCCUUCUGCCUCCAGGGGACUGGUUUGACAAGGUAAAUGCUGUUACCAUCUAAUGGUGAUCUCAUGUCUUAUGUGAAGUGCCCAGACGGCUUGAGUCCCAUUCUUAGUGGCAAUAAAAAGCUACCAUCAGCACUGGCCUCCUUGUUGGCCAUCUGAACAACACAGAGGCAAAUGACUCAGGCCUUGAUCCACGAGGGAGGAGCUCUGUCUGUGUACAGCGUCAUUGACUUCCCUGGGACUAUGCAAGGGUGUAAGAAUCUGCCCGCAUGGAUCUGGCAAGAUCCGGGCCUAAAUGAGCCGGAAAGAAUGAACACACCUUUCCCUUCUAGGGGCGCCUCCCCGGGAUACAUUGACAAGGACAGUGUGCAGGAAGCAUACGCUGUCUCCCUAUAUGCUGUAUCUUGUCUAUAAUAAAUACAGGCCUUCAACCCCCAGGGCUGUCAAUCUGGCACCUUUCACCCCCAUCAAACGUACUUAAAACUGUAUUAAAAAUGGUUUAAAAAAUACAUCUGGACUGAGUCAUGGUAGACAAGGUUCCACCACCUGGGAGUGCUGUUUCUAUUCAAUAAUUUGUUGUUUGUUUCUUGUCAAAGUGAUCUGCAAAUUAUUCUUUUAAAAAUUAGGCUUGUUCCUUUAUUUUUGUUUCUUAUCAUUUAUAGAGAAGGCCUUGAAUUUUUUAAGUCAGCUGUGGUUUUUGCUUGGUUUUGCAAGGCCAGCAUCAUUAACUGUUUCACUUCUGAUAGUUUUAGCAGAAUUUCAGCUUUUCUGUAGUUGUGGGCAGAGCCUGGGCAGAUUACCACCACCAUUUUUACCAGUACGAGUCAUGCCAUUGCAUGACACUGCAGUAAGAUCAGCACAGCACAUGUAUGCAGAUUUAAAUUUUAAAUAGCACCCAACAUUCUUGCAGCCUUUUAAAAACUCAGAACAAAUCUUACUGACAAUAUGUAUGGCUGGAGAACAGACUAUAUUUUAGUGCCUAGUUGAGAUUAUUUUAAGUGUUUUUGUUCUGUUAUAAUGCAUGCAAAUUCUUCCAUAUACGCUCUGUCAAGUUUGUUCCAGCCUCCCAACCCAGUUUCCAAACGAUAGUGAAUCCCAACAUGCUGGGCCUAUGGCUUUCUGCUGGUGUCAGCAAAAUCACUCUUAGGCCUGGUCUACACUACGGGUUUAGGUAGACUUUAGCAGCGUUAAAUCGAAUUAAGCCUGGACACGUUCACACGACAAAGCCCUUUCUUUCGACUUAAAGGGCCCUUUAAACCGGUUUCUUUACACCACCUUCGACGAGGGGAUUAGCGAUAAAAUCGGCCUUUGCGGGUCGGAAUUGGGGUAGUGUGGACAGAAUUCGACAUUAUUGGCCUCCGGGAGCUAUCCCACAGUGCUUCAUUGUGACCGCUCUGGACAGAGCUCUCAAUUCAGAUGCACUGACCAGGUAGACAGGAAAAGCCCCGCGAACUUUUGAAUUUCAUUUCCUGUUUGCCCAGCGUGGAGAGCACAGGUAACCAUGCAGAGCUCAUCAGCACAGGUAACCGUGAUGGAGUCCCAGGAUCGCAAAAGAGCUCCAGCAUGGACCGAACGGGAGGUACGGGAUCUGCUCGCCAUAUGGGGAGAUGAAUCAGUGCUAGCUGAACUCCGUAGCAGUAAAAGAAAUGGCAAAAUAUUAGAAAAGGUCUCCAAGGCCAUGAAGGAUCGAGGCCAUAACAGGGACACACAGCAAUGCCGCAUGAAAAUUAAGGAGCUACGGCAAGCCUACCACAAAGCCAGAGAAGCAAAUGGAAGGUCCGGGGCAGAGCUGCAAACUUGCCGCUUCUACGCGGAGCUGCAUGCCAUUCUAGGGUAUGCAGCCACCACUACCCCAACCGUGUGCUAUGACUCCGUCAAUGGAGAAACACACAGGGAAGAGGGUUCGGGGAACGAGGAAGAUGAGGAUGGAGGUAAUGUAGGUAGCUCACAGCAGCAAGGAAGCGGAGAAACCAGUUUCCUCAACAGCCAGGAUAUGUUUGUCACCCUGGACCUGGAACCAAUAACCCCCGAACUCACCCAAGACCCUGAGGGCACACAGGGGACCUCUGCUGCAAAUGUUUCUCCUUCACAGAGGCUAGUGAACAUUAGAAAGAGAAAACGGAGGACGUGGGACGAUAUGUUCAUGGAGCUCCAGAUGUCCUUCCACGCUGAUAGAGCACAGCAGAAUGCGUGGAGGCAGUCAAUGUCAGACAUGAGAAAAGCACAAUAUGAACGAGAGGAGAGGUGGCGGGCUGAGUCGCGGGAUGAAAAGAGCAAGUGGCGGGCUGAAGAUGAUAGGUGGCGUCAGCUUGCAGACAGAAGGCAAGAGUCAAUGCUCCGUCUGCUGGAGCAUCAAACUGAUAUGCUCCUGCGUAUGGUUGAGCUGCAGGAAAGGCAGCAGGAGCAGAGACCGCCGCUACAGCCCCUGUGUAACCAACAGCCCUCCUCCCCAAGUUCCAUAGCCUCCUCACCCAGAUUCCCAAGAACACGGUGGGGGGGCCUCUGGCCACCCAGUCACUCCACCCCAGAUGAUUGCCCAAGCAUCAGAAGGCUGGCCUUCAAUAAGAGUUAAAGUUUUAAAAUGCAGUGUGUCCUUUUCCAUCCCUCCUCCCCCACCCAUCCCAGGCUACCUUGGCAAUUAUCCCCCUACUUGUGUGAGGAAUUAAUAAAGAAUGCAUGAA